AUGGAUAAAGUAUUAGCCGCCAAUGAGGAUGAAAUUGUGAGUCUUCCGGGUCUCUCAGAACCCAUUAAUUUUAAGCAAUAUUCCGGUUAUUUGGAUAUAACUGAAGGCAAACAUCACUUCUAUUGGUUCGUUGAGAGUCAAAAAGAUCCCGAGAACGCACCGGUAGUCCUAUGGCUGAAUGGAGGGCCCGGUUGUAGUUCACUGUUUGGAAACCUGGGAGAGAACGGACCCUUUCGAGUGAAUUCCGACGGGAAGACCCUG
Oppiella nova is the source of this 261-nucleotide messenger RNA. Lineage: Eukaryota; Metazoa; Arthropoda; Arachnida; Sarcoptiformes; Oppiidae. The record is from the annotation of a GenBank genome assembly.